UUGAAGCACAGUACGUUAAAAUAAGUUUUAUACUAUCUAACUAACGUUAUAAAAUGGUUUCACACAUAAUUAACUAUAUAUAAAAAAAUGACCUAACCUUACUUACACCUUGUACUUCAAUUUAACACAUUUUACAAAAAUGGGUAGCAGUUACAAUGGAGAUUGUUCCUCCAAUGGAAGUUACCCCCCCAACGACCCAAGUUACAUCUACAAAAUGCAACAACUAAGUCUAUCGCAAAACUCCAACCCCAGAAUAUACGAAGUGCACAGCCCCAUGAACUCCGUACCAGGUUCUCCUACAAGAUACGCUCACAAUCCUAAAAUAUACAACAAAUUCAAAGACGGUAACAAGUAUUACAGUGCCCCAAGUCCGACACAAAGUUUAAGUGGAUCCUCCCAACACAGUGGAAGCCCCCGGACAAGCCUGAGUUACGACAACAAAAACUCACCCUUGUACGAGAACUUGGAGUACUAUGGUGCUAAUGCACGUCCUGGUUAUUAUUAUGCUGAUUCCAGAGUAUCAAGUCCUCGUGCAAGUCUUGCAGGUUCUGACAACGGUGUUGUGUAUGAAUCAAGUCACCGUAAAGCUCAACCGCAGGUUCCUAGAUA
Molecule: messenger RNA, 609 nt
Organism: Ctenocephalides felis (cat flea)
Lineage: Eukaryota; Metazoa; Arthropoda; Insecta; Siphonaptera; Pulicidae
Product: LIM domain-containing protein jub-like
Biological process (GO): response to hypoxia; negative regulation of hippo signaling; positive regulation of miRNA-mediated gene silencing
Cellular component (GO): P-body; adherens junction; transcription regulator complex
Molecular function (GO): transcription corepressor activity
Source: RefSeq, a predicted model, not a curated record